AUGACCUCCACGAUCAAAUUUAAAACAGACAGAGCGGAUUUGAACAAAUUUGAACCUGCAUGCGAGUCUUGUUCGAAAUCCUUCCCAACGUCUUGCAAUGUCAUCAAAGAAACCUCAAACAUCCAAAAAGAAAUCCGCUGUGCGGCCAACGACUCCAUCCCCCUGUCCUCAACUAAACCAGUAAAACCAGCCCCUUUAUGGUGGAACAAUGAUAUUGCAUCCCUUAGGCAAGCUAAGCAACAUGCGUGGCAUAAUUUCAAACGCAACCGAUCGUCCACAAAUCUCGUUCAAUUCAAAAAACUGAACGCGCAAUUUCAUCGGAAAAUCGAAGACGCCAAGCUCGUCUGUUUUCAAAAAUUCACCAGCAACAUUACUGCAGCAUCUGACCCUAAGAAAAUCUGGGCCGACAUAAAAACUGGUUAACCUUCCAAUUCCCACAUCAACUCCCUUAACUCCACUCACGGCAGUCUUGUAUAUCCCCGGGAAAUUGCUCAAGAACUCACCAGCCACUUUUCUAACGGCUCCUCUGACCACACCUUGCCCCCCGAUUUUAUCACCUGUAAUCACUUNACCAGCCACUUUUCUAACGGCUCCUCUGACCACACCUUGCCACCGAUUUUAUCACCU
Messenger RNA from Rhagoletis zephyria (snowberry fruit fly), 627 nucleotides. RefSeq lists its product as uncharacterized. The record is from RefSeq and is a predicted model, not a curated record. Lineage: Eukaryota; Metazoa; Arthropoda; Insecta; Diptera; Tephritidae.